Messenger RNA from Ceratina calcarata, 1726 nucleotides. RefSeq names its product graves disease carrier protein homolog. The record is from RefSeq and is a predicted model, not a curated record. Bases 147 to 1100 code for a protein of 317 amino acids. Gene Ontology annotation, biological process: transmembrane transport. Gene Ontology annotation, cellular component: mitochondrial inner membrane. The transcript is spliced from 7 exons. NCBI's taxonomy places the organism in Eukaryota, Metazoa, Arthropoda, Insecta, Hymenoptera, Apidae.
CAAAGUCAGUGACCUCGUUACCGGCUAGUAGACAACAGUACGCUAUACGCUCCACGAUGGUACAGUACCAGUGGAAUGGCUUUCCGUGACGGUUAGCACGAUUUACCUUUUCCGCUUGACAUUUCACCUAAAUCACCGGUUUGGAAAUGGCAUAUCGAAUGGAGUCGGAAAAGGAUUAUGAAGUCGUGUUAAAAAGUUUGGUCGCUGGUGGAAUCGCUGGUAUGUGUUCAAAAUCGACAGUGGCCCCGUUGGAUAGGAUAAAAAUAUUAUUGCAGGCCCACAACAAACAUUACAAACACUUGGGUGUGUUUUCUGGACUGAAGGAAGUGAUCCACCGCGAACGAUUUUUAGCUCUUUACAAAGGGAACUUUGCUCAAAUGAUUAGAAUUUUCCCAUAUGCUGCGACUCAAUUUAGUACCUUUGAAUUUUACAAAAAGUAUUUAGCAGAAGUCUGUGGCGAACAGAAUCAUAUUGAUAAAUUUUUGGCUGGAUCUGCUGCUGGAGUUACAGCGGUCACAUUGACCUACCCGUUGGACAUUAUUAGAGCUCGGCUCGCUUUCCAAGUUACCGGAGAACACAUUUACGUAGGAAUCAUACAUGCAGCUAUCUCGAUUUUUAAAAAUGAAGGCGGUUUUCGAGCGUUGUAUAGAGGCUUUUUGCCAACUAUUUUUGGCAUGAUUCCGUAUGCAGGAUUUUCAUUUUACUCGUUUGAGAAGCUUAAAUAUUUGUGCAUGAAGUAUGCAUCGAGCUAUUUUUGUGAAACAUGUGAUAGAAACACUGGCGGUCUAGUUUUAACAACUACAGCCAGAUUAUUGUGCGGUGGUAUCGCAGGCGCUGUUGCUCAAAGUUUUUCUUACCCAUUAGACGUCACGAGAAGGCGAAUGCAAUUAGGCAUGAUGAAUCAUGCACAUGCGCACAACUACAGCCCUAGCAUGUUAAAGACUAUGAAAAUUAUAUAUAAAGAAAACGGCAUCGUGAAAGGUCUGUAUCGUGGGAUGAGUAUCAAUUAUUUACGGGCCAUUCCUAUGGUAUCAGUUAGUUUCACGAUGUACGAGAUUAUGAAACAGAUACUUAGACUCGACACGGGAAUGAAAUUGUAAUUUACUGACUCGGGAGAGAGACGCAUAUAUUUUUCCAUGUUCCAAUUUUUUAUACCUUAACUUAUAAUUGGUAGAAUAUAAUUAAUGUUAAAAUUUGUUCGCACAAUUGUUCCAAGUACAAAUACUGUUUCAGUUUUAUAUUUCCGAUAUAUAGAAAUGCCGUUCACUUUCCUAAUCUACUUCGUAUUUAUUUAACGAGAACGAUUGCACGUGUGCAAUCACGAGUCUUAUAAGUAUGGGAAACAGACAUUUUCUUUUUUUUUUUAUACAUAAUUCGUAAGAUUACCUUGUAUACUUUGAUCGUUACGUUCGACGAGUGAACAAUUGCAUUUAUAGACAUAAGUUUUAUAUGUAGCGUUGACCAAACGUUCCAGGAACGCUUUUCGUAGGAGAUACGUGAAAAUAAAAAUAGAAACCUGAAAGUUGUGAUACAAUAGUAUAUCGUUGUUGAUGAUAAUAAUAUAUUAGAAUUCUAUCGACCCGAAACACACCGUUUUUGUACAUAGCGAAUGAUACUCAUAAUGGAGAUGGACAUUGUAAAAGAAUGUAUAUAACGAUAAAAUUAGGCACUGUAAUAUCAGGUCUGUAAAUGGUUUAUAAAUAAAUUAUUUCUUUUCUAAUGAAAA